AUGGAAAGGGCGGUUACUAGCUUUUUGCAAGCCUUGCAGACCAACAUCAACAAUGGGAUGCCAGAAUGGCGAGAAGAGCUAGUUAUCAUAAAACAGUUCCAGGAUUUGAAACCCACCACAUUUAUUGGCAGUCCAGACCCAAUGGUAGCGGACGCUUGGGUUAAAGACAUGGAAAAGAUUUUUCACGCUUUACCCUGCACCGAAAGAGAGAAAGUAACUUUCGCCACUUUUACUUUCAAAGACAAUGCACAGGAAUGGUGGCUUCUCACCCUAGAGAAAGAAGAAAUUGUGACUUGGGCAAAAUUCUUAGAAAUAUUUUAUGCAAAAUACUUUCCAGAUUUGUUGUGGGAACAAAAGGCAUCAAAAUUCAUACAUCUAAAGCAAGAAACCAUGACGGUAACCGAAUACGAGAGCAAAUUCACACAAUUCGCUCAAUUUGCGACCUAUGUCAUCCCCACCAAAGCUCGAAAAGUAAGGAAAUUUGAAGCAGGAUUGGAUGCUGAAAUCAAAGAUAGCCUUGAGAUUUUGAAACUACCAACCUAUACAGAAGUGGUAGACCGAGCAUACAUUACAGAAAAAGAAAUUAAAGCCUCCCGUUCCUUGGAGCCAAGCCAAAAGAAGCGAUUUUGGAAAAGAGACAACAGAAGAUCCAGUGUUGCGCCUCCCAAGAGGGUGAAUACUAGCACAACCAGCUCAGGUAAUCCAGGUUCUACUAACCCUAGAGAUGGCACCAUUCCAACUUGCCCUACUUGUGGAAGGACUCAUUGGGGAUAA
Messenger RNA from Camellia sinensis, 774 nucleotides. The record is from RefSeq and is a predicted model, not a curated record. Lineage: Eukaryota; Viridiplantae; Streptophyta; Magnoliopsida; Ericales; Theaceae.